This is a messenger RNA of Peronospora farinosa, 2016 nucleotides long. NCBI's taxonomy places the organism in Eukaryota, Oomycota, Peronosporomycetes, Peronosporales, Peronosporaceae. The record is from the annotation of a GenBank genome assembly.
AUGGAGCUCGAAUCUGCGCUUAAAUCGGAUGCUUUGACUGCCUUCUCCCGGUCAAUCGAGCAAACUCUAGGUCCAGCUACUUCAGUACGUGGUAAAUUAAUCCUCGCAGUAGAUGAAUCUCAAUUGACCAUCUUUGAAUUGCUCGCUUAUGGCUCGGGUGGUACUGAAUUCUACGACGGCCUCGGAAUUUCUCGUCUCAUUUGCGUCCAAUUACAACGUGGUGACGUGGUGCAACUUCAACGACAAUUGGAGAUUUCUCAGAACUCAAUGGACAAUGGAAAGCAAAACAAGAAGACGCUGGACGUGGUGGUAGUGGCCCCACCACUUCCCACGGUGGCCAAGCGCCUGGCCGACGCCUUUCGACCGCUAGAACUCGUACCUACCCGACGAUGUGCCGUGCUAUGGCUACCGACAGCCACAUCAGACGUGACGUUGGAGAUGGAGCGACAGGGAGUUGCGGGUUUUAUUCUCCAAGCUAAUUUGGCAUUGGGACUGAUCCCAGUGGAUCGCGGAGUCGUGGCGCUUUGCCACGACAGUGUGUUUGGAGAACUCUAUGUGAAGGGAGACAGUCGAGCGUUGACUGUUGUUGUCAAAAGUAUCUUGGCCGUGGAGAGACAUACAGGACGCAGAGUGGGAGACGUUAUGUGUCACGGCUUCUUCGCUCAAAAAGUGAAAAAGAUGCUGGAGCUGGCUCAUCGACAACAGCAGAAAAUCAAGAUGAGUCGAGGAGCCGAAAAGAAAGAAGAAGAAGCAGACGUGACCAUGUCGAUGGAUAAAUUGGUGGUGAUUGAUCGGAUGGAAGACCCGCUGUCCAUGUUGCUGACGCCGAUGACGUAUGAAGGACUGCUGGAUGCACUCGUUGGCGUCAAUCAUGGCGUCGUCACGUACGAAAAAGAAGAGGAUGAAGCGGAUGAAACUGCUAGUGAAAGUAGACGCAGCACCACCAGUACUGUGGACGAGGAGACGACACCCACGACUACAGCGCAGAAAGUCGUAUUGAACCACCUGGACGCGCUGUUUGAUGAGAUUCGAGACGUGAACUUCAACUUGGUUUCCGACCAGUUGGUGGAUGUUGCUAAGGACUUGGCUGCCGAAGUGCGUGGUAGUUCCGCGGGGUCUAGCUCUGACGCGCCAAAGGAUAGUCAGGCAGAGUUUCAGAAGGUGAAAGCUCUGUUGUCUAAAGCACCUCACUUGGUCAAGAAGAAACGGUCACUGGCGCAUCACUUGCAGCUUGUAGAGCGUAUCCGAAAGCUCAGUACGCAGCAGGCUCUGCGUGGUUGUGUCGAGACUGAAAUGACUAUCAUGAGUGCCGGUUCAAGUGCAUCAUCGGCUGCAGCCAAGGAUGUAGGCAGGUUUUUAGAGGAGGCUAUCCUGCGUGAACCUCCUCUGAACCUGUACGACGUGGUAAAACUACUUUGUUUGUGCUCUCUUGUCCGUGGUGGACUCAAACCGAACGCCUUGGCUUGGUAUCGCCAGCAGCUCUGCCACACGUACGGCCACCAGAUCUUGCCUUUGCUCGUGCAACUAGAAAAAAUGGAUUUACUUUCCGUGGAAAACCGCUUUGACUUUCCGAAAAUGCGUAAGCAGCUCCUGCUUAUGCGUGGUGCGCUGGAUGAUGAGGAUACAAGAUGUCCUAAGGAUAUCCACUUUAUGUUUCCCUACACGGGGUACGCACCAAUGAGUAUACGUUUGUUGCAAGAAUCGCUAGGCAUGAAGUACAAGACACUUGCUAAGGAUCCGACGUCAUCAAUGCUGAGUUUGAGUAGUUGGAAUGUCCAUGGGAAUAGGAAAGAGAAUGGAUCCAGCAGCUAUCUUCGCAUGUCUGGAGAAGCUUCAGGUUAUGACACUAGCACCGAUGACAAACGCCAAAAUGUGCUGGUAUACUACGUUGGUGGAGUCACGGUCGCAGAGCUUACAGCAUUUCGCUUCCUGAAUCAAAAGCAGAGCGAUUUUUAUUUCUUCGUUGCUGCCACCUCCGUAUGCAAUGGUAGUCGUCUUUUGCGUGCCAUCUACUGA